Molecule: messenger RNA, 1107 nt
Organism: Mesitornis unicolor (brown roatelo)
Lineage: Eukaryota; Metazoa; Chordata; Aves; Mesitornithiformes; Mesitornithidae
Gene: SPRYD7
Product: SPRY domain containing 7
Exons: 4
Molecular function (GO): protein binding
Source: RefSeq, a predicted model, not a curated record
GAACAGAUGUCGUCAUUGUUAAAAACGGCAGACGAAUAUGUGGCACAGGAGCCUGCUUAGCAAAUGCACCUUUGCAUCAGAGCAAGAGUUAUUUUGAGUUUAAAAUUCAAUCCACAGGGAUUUGGGGUAUUGGAGUUGCAACCCAGAAAGCAAACUUGAAUCAAAUUCCACUUGGUCGAGACAUCCAUAGCCUGGUGCUGAGAAAUGAUGGAGCUCUCUACUACAACAAUGAGGAGAAAAAUAGACUACCAGCAAACAGCCUUCCUCAGGAGGGCAACGUGGUGGGCAUUACAUAUGACCAUGUAGAAUUAAAUGUAUAUUUAAAUGGGAAGAACAUGCAUUGUCCAGCUUCAGGAAUCCGAGGGACUGUCUACCCAGUCGUCUAUGUUGAUGACAGUGCCAUUCUGGAUUGUCAGUUCAGUGAAUUUUACCACACACCUCCACCAGGGUUUGAAAAGAUCCUCUUUGAGCAGCAAAUCUUCUGAAUGUCUUCAUACCGAAAAUUUGCACCUUGCACUGUUACGAAAGCUUUGUCACCUUAAAUAAAGCUUCACGUUACUUUUAGGAAACAUAUCUGUAUUUUUAGUAAGUACUUGUGACUGUUGUCUGCAGAAUUAAUAUGUUAACUGCAACACCAGAUAACUGUGUUGCAAAUACGAGAUUUCUGACAAUGUUUUGUGGUUGAAAAUGAGUGCUUCGGGGCAGGGUUUUUCUCUGAUUUGUACUUGAUGCAUAAGGAAACUAAGGGAUAUUAUUGUCAUCAGUAUUACACUUAGUAUUCUGUAUAAACUGGAGCUCUGUGAAGCCAGUAGUUCUUAUGCAUAUGAUAGCUGUGAAGAUGGAUACUUCUCACGAUUCUUUUCCCAGCUUUUUUCACACAUAAGUUAUAUACCUUGUUUGAAAGAAGCACUGUGUUUCUAGUUUGUGAUUUGGAGUUGCGAUGUCCCAGUUGUGCACAAUGGCUAAUAAUAUGAUGGCAUAACUAACAGCUAGGUAUAUUUUGGGUUUUUUUUCCUGCAAGGUGUUCUUUAAUCCAUUCCUUCAAUCUAAGACUGGCAAAUGCAACUUACUUGUUUCUCCCAGCUUUUCAUUUGCUUUUAUUGUGAC